Aspergillus campestris IBT 28561 is the source of this 1068-nucleotide messenger RNA. RefSeq lists its product as uncharacterized. The record is from RefSeq and is a predicted model, not a curated record. Bases 1 to 1068 code for a protein of 355 amino acids. The transcript has 3 exons. Lineage: Eukaryota; Fungi; Ascomycota; Eurotiomycetes; Eurotiales; Aspergillaceae.
AUGGAAUGUAACCCUACUAUCUCUGGCGAGCGCGGUGAGCGGCAAGGCGUACCAGGCGUUCUGCAGUCUCACUUCCUGGACAAUUAUCUGGCACAGGUGCCACCGUCUGCUUUAACAUUAGUUGCUUCCACCCACAGCGCGCCCUCUCUCAACCUCUCGCUCGCUCUGUUCUACUCUUUACCCCCCAUCUACAUGUCCACCUCCAAAGCGAUGUCCAGCUCUUCCCAGUAUGCGCCUCUUCCGCUACACGACGAUGGUGAGGGCUCCAGCUCCGCUCUUGAGAAGCGCUCCUUCUCCGAGGAUGACCACUGUGCCCCCUUGCUGAAAGCCUCGGACAACCUCCCCGCCCACGAAACAUCCAAGCCCUCUCCGCUGCCCCAGCUCAUCUUCUACUUCUCGUUCGCCCUAGCGCUGUUAUCGGCCGUGAACAUUGCUCUCUUUCCCACUACACUAUCAAAGUACCAGGCCUACCCCUUUUCUGACUCCGAACUCGAGGCUCUCCCCUAUGGCGACGCUAGACUGGGGCUGCACAGGGUAGCGGAAUCCAUCCCCCCUCCCCUGGUCUACCACCACGCUUGGCCAGAUAGAAUUGCACGGGUGAGUCGGAAGCUGAAGGAUGCCGUGUGGGGACAGGGUGUGCAGGUUUAUGUUACAGUCGAGGACUCUACAAUCAUGCGCUUCCCUAUUCCCUCCAACGGCGUCAAUGCCUGCGCGCUCUCCUGGCGGCCGCCUCCCGAGUUUUCUGCGCGUGUGAACGACAUCACCACCAAGGGGGAUGUAACGGAAAUUGAAGUCUGGCAGCUUAUUGCACCCUCGGCCACUUCAUCCACCGUCUCUUUCAGUAUGGACGAGCUCGAUUAUGACACAUUAUCAUACUCGACCCUUCCUGUGCGCGGGGAGUUGCUCGGCGUGCUGGAUCUCACAGCCAAGCCAAACAGCACAACAGUGGAGUUCGCCUGUCCCAGCGGAGCGGAGAGUCUAGUAGUAGAGAUGAGGUGCCAGCGCGUGGCAUGUCAUCACUUUGAUUACCGCGCCACGGCCCAAUUCACCUGGGUCGACGGGCUGUGA